AGCCCCACGUUAUCGAUGACAUCGCUACCAAAUGUUAACACCCAGAGGUUCAGUCGCUGUGAGAUGGAAUCUGUGAAGACAGAAAAAGAAGUUGAGAGCGUAUAUAGAUCAGGAGUGAAGAGGAAACACAAUGAAGAGGAGGAUGAAGAGGAGGCGUCAACCACCAAAAACUGGUACGAUGCCACUGAUCACAGCGUGAAGGUCGCCCCCUACAACAGCCUGCAGGAGGUCGGUCUGGCCGUUCGCAGUCAAAGCCGAAUUUUCUACAUGAGGAACUUCAAUAACUGGCUGAAGAGUGUUCUGAUCGGUGACAUCCUGGAGAAGGUGAGGGGACUGGAGGUUUGCAAGGUGUCAGUGUUGGAUCUUGGCUGUGGAAAAGGAGGAGAUCUGCUCAAGUGGAGGAGAAGGAAUCGAUCAUCUGGUCUGUGCAGUGUCGAAACGGUCUUCUGCCAGCAGAGCUACGACAUAGCGCAAGUGUCAGUUGAACGUGUCAAAGUCGUUAUGAAAGACAUGCAGAACAGAAGUCAGUCAAAUGAGAAACUCUUCAGUGCUCAGUUCAUCACUGCAGACUGUACCAAGGAGCUGUUGUCUGACCAGCUGGAUGAUCCACAGCUGAUGUUUGACAUUUGUAGCUGUCAGUUUGUUUAUCAUUACUCAUUUGAGAGUGAGCAGAAGGCAGACAUGAUGCUGAGGAAUGCCUGUGAACGCCUGAAGCCUGGAGGAUUCUUUAUAGGAACCACACCAGAUGCCUUUGAACUCGUAAAACGUUUGGAGACGUCUCAGUCGCUGUCAUUUGGCAACGAGAUUUUCAGAGUUUGUUUUCAGUCCAAAGGUUCAUAUCCGUUGUUUGGCUGUCAGUAUCACUUCAGUCUGGAGGAUGUUGUCGACGUUCCAGAGUUUCUUGUCUACUUCCCACUUUUUGAACAAAUGGCGAAGAGGUACAACAUGCAUCUGGUGAUGAAACAGAGAUUUUCUGAAUUCUUUGAUGAGAAAGUAAAGAAGGAACAUCAUCGAAGCCUCAUGAUGAAAAUGACUGCUUUACAGCGAUUUCCCUUUGAGGAUGGAGGUAGACAGGCAGCAGACCCGCCUGAGUACCGCCAUGCUAAAGAGCACUCCAGAGCUGGAGUCAAACUACCUCUGGGCACUUUGAGCAGAUCAGAGUGGGAAGCAGCCAGUAUCUACCUGGUUUUUGUAUUUCAGAAGAUGUCGUGAAGCUGCAGAUCCGUCUGACUCCAUCUGAACUCUGCACAGUCAUCACCGAUACUGCACGAAUUCAUGUGCACCACUUGUCUUUGUGUUUAGGUUUCUUUUCCCUGAGAGCCACCUGACAACUCAAACUUACCAUCAGGUGUUUGUUUAUAAGAAUAAAAUUACACACUCAAAUGGAGUUAUGUCCAUAAGUAUUGGACAGUAACAGUUUUUUUGUAGAUUUGAUUCUGUACACCAUAACGGAGUUGCAAAUAAACAGUUUGUUGUUGUAGUGUCAA
Thalassophryne amazonica is the source of this 1487-nucleotide messenger RNA. RefSeq names its product RNA (guanine-7-) methyltransferase (gene rnmt). The record is from RefSeq and is a predicted model, not a curated record. Gene Ontology annotation, cellular component: nucleus. Gene Ontology annotation, molecular function: mRNA 5'-cap (guanine-N7-)-methyltransferase activity. Lineage: Eukaryota; Metazoa; Chordata; Actinopteri; Batrachoidiformes; Batrachoididae. Gene Ontology annotation, biological process: 7-methylguanosine mRNA capping.